AUGGAGCAGGAAAAUGUGAGUUGGGGAGGCGAUGAAACAGGUCUGAGUUUGCAAAAUGGAGCGGUUGAGAACAGUAACCUCGGAUCAGCAGUUUGGCUCAAUUGGCAAUUUUUACCGAAUGAGGAAUUUGCUUUGGAAUUGUUCGAUGCCUUGAGCAGAAGGAGACGGCUGAAAGUGGACAAAAUCAAAUGGAGUCAAUGUUCAUUAGUGGAGUCCAGUUUUCAGAAAUAUGGUGUUUUCCAGUUUGCGAGUGGAGGAGAAGAAGAAGCUUUAAUUACUAAGACGAACCUUCCAAAACCACGAGACUCUCGACUAGCCAACUUUGCUGAGGCUCUAGCCGGAAAAUUCCCGGGUGAUCUCAAGGUUGUUUUGGGGGUUAAUACAUUUGGUGGUAAUCCUGUCGGCUGGCCAUGCUGUUGUCACUGA
Striga asiatica is the source of this 426-nucleotide messenger RNA. NCBI's taxonomy places the organism in Eukaryota, Viridiplantae, Streptophyta, Magnoliopsida, Lamiales, Orobanchaceae. The record is from the annotation of a GenBank genome assembly.